Molecule: messenger RNA, 1281 nt
Organism: Penicillium arizonense
Lineage: Eukaryota; Fungi; Ascomycota; Eurotiomycetes; Eurotiales; Aspergillaceae
Exons: 2
Coding region: 1-1281 (426 amino acids)
Source: RefSeq, a predicted model, not a curated record
AUGGACGACGAUUACGUUGCGCAGGUCCUUGCCAAAGAGGCUCGGGAGAGCUCUUUGAAGUAUUCAUCCCAAGGACUCAGUGCUCUCAUGCCUUCCAAGCCAGCCGGCAACGCCCCCAAGCCCAAUACUCGCUUUCUACGACACCUUAUCAGAGAAACGGAUAAUCAUAAUACAGCACUCAAGCGUAAGGAGGAGAGGGAGUCACGGGAGCGAAUGCGCCAGCUGAAAGCUCAAAGCUCGACCGCUUCGUCUUCUACAGACCGUACAAUCCGAAAAUCAGACGAUCGCAAUGAAGCGCGAAGAUCAAGAGAAAGUCGACGAGACGACAAGAGGGAUCACUAUCACUCAAGUUGCAGAAGACAUAGAAGUCGCUCUGCUUCGACGGAGCGAGACGGAUCACGGCGGCAUCGUCGCAGAAAUGAGGAUCACGAUGGACCCGAUGAGAGACGGGACCGCGACGAGCGAAGGAGUGGACACCGGCAUUAUGAAUCCUCUAGAAGGGAUCGACGGGAUAGAGAAAAGGAUUACAGCAGGCGGCGUCGUGAGCGGUCGUACUCGGAAUCACGCAGCCGUUCGCCUCGUCGGGACCGAAGCAGGGACCGCCACCGCCGUCGGAGACAAGAUCGUCGUGACGAACCCUCCACUCGACGCCGUUCUCGCUCACAGGAAAUACUCAAAUCUCGUUCAAAGAGUGACGAUGCACCAUCAAAUGGGACCCGCCGCUCCCAUGGAGAAACGACUACGCGACACGACCGACCUUCAGCUUCUACUACAACUGCACACCAAACCGAUACUGGUAAUGAAUCCGAUCCUCUGGAAGAUCUUGUCGGACCCCUUCCUCCCAAUAAGAACGACGCGGUCAUCCGCUCGCGGGGGCGAGGCGCUUACAAGAACUUGAGCAAUAUCGAUGCCCACUUUGCACCAGGCUAUGACCCGGCCACCGAUGUGCAAUUGGAUGAUGACAAUUCACACUCUGCAGGCCAGCAAUCUUCUCGCCGUCCUGUCGCAGGGCUCAUGACUGGAGAGGACGACUGGGACAUGGCCCUGGAGGCGCUGCGCGACCGGACGCGCUGGAAACAGAAAGGGGAAGAGAGGCUUCGCGAGGCUGGCAUCGAUGAUGCAGCUAUCGACCGAUGGAAGAGCAAUGCGGCAUUUACAGGGUUGAACAGAGAAGGCAACCCCGAGCAUGUUCAAUGGUCGAAGAAAGGAGAAGGCCGAGAAUGGGAUCGUGGGAAGUUUGUCGAUGACGAAGGCCAUAUCAACGUUCGAGCUGCCUGGUAG